This is a messenger RNA of Phytophthora sojae, 1269 nucleotides long. RefSeq lists its product as hypothetical. The transcript has a single exon. The record is from RefSeq and is a predicted model, not a curated record. Bases 1 to 1269 code for a protein of 422 amino acids. Lineage: Eukaryota; Oomycota; Peronosporomycetes; Peronosporales; Peronosporaceae. Gene Ontology annotation, cellular component: membrane. Gene Ontology annotation, biological process: polysaccharide biosynthetic process. Gene Ontology annotation, molecular function: acyltransferase activity, transferring groups other than amino-acyl groups.
AUGGCGCCUACAUCAACACAGGAUCAAUCACGCGACACCUCGGCCACGAAGUCUUCGUCGCCGGUAGCGAAGAUCCUAUUCCUUGAUGGCGUCCGUGGGGCUGCCGUCAUCUUCGUCGUCACGCAACACACAGGGUACAUGCACGACGUCUACAUGGGCGCGGUUGGUGUCGACGCCUUCUUCGUGCUGUCGUCCUUCCUGCUGACCAUGAUCUUCAUGAAGAAGAGCAUCAAGCUGAUGGCAGAGCAGGUGUCCUACCGUAAGUGGGGGUGGACGCUGGCCGACUACUUCUCCAAGCGGUUCUUCCGCGUGUACCCGUUGUUUGCGCUGGUGGCGAUCACUCUGUGGCUCAUGCCGUUUGAAUACAAACAGCGGUACUACAUGGUAAACCGACCUGAGGACUUCAACCUGUUCCAGACGCUCACUUUUCACCCGGAACACCGCCACUACCUCAUGUGGACGUUGCCACUGGAGAUCUCGUACUACUUCAUUCUACCUGCGUUUGUACUGGCGGUGCUCAAGAUGCGUCGCUUCUGGUGGAUGGCGUUCCUUCCGCUCUACGUCUGGGCUAUUCACGAAGGACUCUACACGACAAGGGAUAAUUAUCCUCGCCAACCGUUGAGCAAGCACCUCCCGACGUUCGUCGCGGGGUCCAUGGCUGCCGUCAUCUUCGUCAAGCUUGAGGCGUGGAUCAAGAGCACGGGUUUCAAAUUCAACACGUUGCAUAUCGUCGGACUGCGAGUGGUAGAAGCCGUCUUGAUCGCAGCCUACCUCAGCGUCGUCUUCCGUGGACUGUUCUUCAAUUGGUUGGGGAUGCCGCUUCAACCGUCCCAACACUAUAUCAUGCCGUUCACGAGCGUCAAGUUGUCGCUGCUGUUCGUGAUCGAGAUGAUUCAGCCGUCCACUGUGUCGUUGAUCUUCGAGUGGAUCGUUCUCCGCUACUUGGGCAAGAUCAGCUUCUCCGUGUAUUUGCUGCACGUGUUCGUGAUCGCUACUCCAUCGGUCAAGCAGCAGACCAAUUACUACGACAAGACGUUCUCCAUCUUCGGUCUCGUGAUCAUGCUGGCCACGGCGUCGUACUACCUGAUCGAGUAUCCGUCCCAGCUACUGGCGCAGCGGCUUUCGCGAGUAUUUAACAGGCUCGCGUCCUAUGACCACGAGAAGAUCGUUGAGCAGAGUGAUACCGAAUCUGAUGAACAAUCGGAGCCGGAUGUGGUGAAGGAGUCGAUACAUUUGGAGCAAGGUGAAAAGGGUCCAGCUUCUUCGUAA